AUGUCGGCUCCACAGCGAGUGGAUUCCGCUGACCGAGAAUUACGGUCAGUUCUCUGUCCCGCCGGUAACAAGCUACAGAGGAAACCGGUGAAGAAGCAUCUCUCUGAUGACACGAAAGGUGUAGCCUUUACGGCGACGCAAUGCUCGAUUCUGAGGCGAAACGGUGUCUCCAUGAACGCAUCGUAUUCCUCUGAGGCGUCUUCUUCGUGCGAGUCGUCGCCGUUGAGUAUUGCGUCUUCUUCUAGCGGGAAGAGGGCUUUGCGGCGUAACGGGUCAAACUCUUCAUCUUCGCUGAGAAGGAACCAGGCGGAGGAGAGAGAUGAAAAGUCUGGUGAUUGCUUCUCUGAUGGCCGUAGAAGAUGUGCUUGGAUCACUCCCAAAUCUGACGAAUGUUACAUUGCUUUCCACGAUGAAGAGUGGGGAGUUCCUGUCCAUGAUGACAAGAAACUUUUCGAGUUGUUAAGCCUUUCUGGUGCUCUAGCUGAACUAUCCUGGAAAGACAUCCUUUCCAAAAGACAAUUAUUCAGGGAAGUGUUCAUGGACUUUGAUCCUAUUGCUAUAUCUGAACUAACUAACAAAAAGAUAACAUCCCCUGAGAUUGCUACCACCUCAUUACUAUCAGACCAGAAGCUACGGUCCAUCCUCGAGAACGCAAACCAAGUUCGCAAGAUAAUAGUUGAGUUUGGAUCGUUUGAUAAGUACAUUUGGAACUUCGUUAACCAAAAGCCUACUCAGAGUCAGUUCCGGUACCAACGCCAAGUCCCUGUGAAGACAUCCAAAGCCGAGUUGAUAAGUAAAGACCUUGUCCGCAGAGGCUUUAGAAGUGUUAGUCCAACGGUUAUCUACUCGUUCAUGCAAUCAGCUGGUCUCACUAACGACCAUCUCACUAGCUGCUUCAGACAUCACCACUGCAUAACGAAAGAGGAAGCCUGUAACUAA
Messenger RNA from Eruca vesicaria subsp. sativa (arugula), 939 nucleotides. The record is from the annotation of a GenBank genome assembly. Lineage: Eukaryota; Viridiplantae; Streptophyta; Magnoliopsida; Brassicales; Brassicaceae.